GCCCCGCCGUGAGUUCUCAGUGCGGGCGACAGCGCUGCUGAACAUGGCGUCAGACGGGGUGAUUUUAACAAACCACGACCACCAAAUCCGUGUCGGAGUCUUGACAGUGAGUGACAGCUGUUUUAGGAACCUGGCAGAGGACCGCAGUGGAAUCAACCUCAAAGAUCUGGUGCACGACCCCUCCCUGCUGGGUGGCUUUAUUUCAGCCUAUAAGAUCGUGCCAGAUGAAAUUGAUGAGAUUAAGGAGACUCUGGUGGACUGGUGUGAUGAGAAAGAACUCAAUCUCAUCUUGACAACCGGGGGGACCGGCUUCGCUCCCCGUGAUGUCACACCUGAGGCUACAAGAGAGGUGAUAGAGCGGGAGGCUCCAGGGAUGUCUCUGGCCAUGCUGAUGGGUUCUCUCAACGUCACACCACUAGGCAUGCUCUCCAGACCCGUGUGCGGCAUCCGUGGCAAGACACUUAUCAUUAACUUACCAGGAAGCAAGAAGGGUUCACAGGAGUGUUUCCAGUUCAUCCUGCCCGCGCUGCCCCACGCCAUUGACCUGCUCCGGGACGCCGUGGUCAAGGUGAAGGAGGCAGUGGACGAGCUGGAGGACCUCCCCUCGCCCCCGCCUCCCCUCUCACCGCCCCCCAAUAGCUCGCCGCGGCGCCAGACGGAGGACAAGGGCGUGCAGUGCGAGGAGGAGGACGAUGAGAAGAAGGACAGCGGUGUGGCGUCCACUGAGGACUCCUCGUCCUCGCACAUCACCGCCGCCUCCAUCGCCGCCAAGAUCCCAGAUAGCAUCAUCUCCAGGGGUGUCCAGGUCCUCCCCAGAGACACAGCCUCUCUGAGCACCACGCCCUCUGAGUCGCCCCGUGCCCAGGCCACCUCGCGCCUCUCCACCGCCUCCUGCCCCACGCCCAAAGUGCAGUCACGAUACAGCAGCAAAGAAAACAUCCUAAGAUCAAGUCACAGUGCAGUGGACAUCACCAAGGUGGCCCGGAGACACCGCAUGUCCCCGUUCCCCCUCACCUCCAUGGACAAGGCCUUCAUCACUGUGCUAGAGAUGACCGCCAUCCUGGGUACUGAGAUCAUCAACUACAGAGAUGGGAUGGGUCGAGUCCUGGCUCAGGACGUUUAUGCCAAAGACAACCUGCCCCCGUUCCCCGCCUCUGUCAAGGAUGGUUAUGCAGUAAGAGCGGCUGAUGGUCCAGGUGACCGUUUCAUCAUCGGAGAAUCCCAGGCUGGAGAACAGCCCACCCAUACAGUGAUGCCAGGCCAGGUGAUGAGGGUGACGACGGGAGCUCCUAUCCCCUGUGGGGCGGACGCUGUGGUACAGGUGGAGGACACAGAGCUGCUCCGCGAGUCUGAGGACGGCACAGAGGAGCUGGAGGUGCGGAUCCUCGUCCAGGCCCGUCCAGGACAGGACAUCAGGCCCAUAGGUCAUGACAUCAAGCGUGGGGAAUGUGUCCUGUCCAAGGGAACCCACAUGGGCCCCUCUGAGAUUGGCUUGCUGGCCACCGUAGGGGUCACCGAGGUGGAGGUGCAGAAGUUCCCCGUGGUGGCUGUCAUGUCCACAGGCAACGAGCUGUUGAACCCAGAGGACGACCUCCAUCCAGGGAAGAUCAGGGAUAGUAACCGCUCCACGCUGCUCGCUACCAUCCAGGAGCACGGAUAUCCCACCAUCAACCUGGGCAUCGUGGGAGACAACCCAGAUGACCUCCUGAACGCCCUGAACGAGGGCAUCAGCCGUGCUGACGUAAUCAUCACCUCUGGAGGGGUGUCUAUGGGAGAGAAGGUAUGUGAGCAAAUCGACUAUCUGAAACAGGUGCUGGAUAUUGAUCUGCAUGCUCAGAUCCACUUUGGACGAGUCUUCAUGAAACCAGGUCUCCCGACAACAUUCGCCACGUUGGAUAUGGACGGCGCUCGCAAACUCAUCUUUGCCCUCCCAGGUAGUAAUCCCGUGUCUGCCGUGGUGACAUGUAACCUCUUUGUUAUCCCCGCCUUAAGGAAGAUGCAGGGGAUCCUGGACCCACGGCCCACCAUCAUCAAAGCCAGGUUGUCAUGUGACGUAAAGUUGGAUCCUCGCCCUGAGUACCACCGCUGCAUUCUGACAUGGCACCACCAGGAGCCUCUGCCAUGGGCACAGAGCACAGGUAACCAGGUGAGCAGCAGGCUGAUGAGCAUGCGCAGCGCCAAUGGUCUCCUGAUGCUACCUCCAAAAACAGAGCAAUAUGUGGAGCUGCACAAGGGAGAGGUGGUCGACGUCAUGGUCAUCGGCCGGCUAUGAUGUCAUCAAAGGGGGACGUUGAGAUGGCUUCAUAGAGAGAGAGGGUUCAAAUGGGUGUUUCACGGUGCAUGUCCACAUAUCAUUGACUAUUCUGUAAUAUGCAACGGCACAGCUAGUUUUUAUUGAUUUGGAUAACGUUGAGGUAUAGUCAACAUCUCGAUCACAAAGCUAGGUACAUAUGAUACAAAAAAUAUAUAAUUACUUUAAAAAGAUUAUAAUAGUAUUUCAGACAAAGAAAAAUAUAACUUUUAAAGAAAAAAAUCGAAUUAUCAAAAGAGAUUUAUUCUGUAAUAUAUUAUUAUGAUUAUUCGUAUUAUUGUUAUCAUUAUUCUUCUUAUUAUCAUUAUUAUAUUAUAAAUCAACUUAAUUCCUUUCAUUGCAAUUGCUUUGUGUGUUCAAUGCUAGAUCUUAUCGAUAUCGGUAGCAUUUUAAUAGAGCUGUAGGUGCCUGCCAGGACAAAAAAAUAAAUAAAUAUAUAUAUAUAUAUAUUAUUUUCUCAUCUUUAGUGGGGGAAAAAUGUUUGUUUUUUUAAAUAUAAAGAAAAACAAUGAGGAAGACUCCAGAUUUCCCACGGUGCUCGGUUAAGAGGAAGGAGGGGAGGGCAUAAUCUAGGUCUACUUUCUCUGUGGUGUGACGCUUUAACGGUGACGCCACACACUUCUAUUUUUCUCUCGUUAUAGUAUGCAUCAUAAUGGCUUCACAAAGAGCUUUGCUUGUUGUUUAUCUUGUGAGUCUUGUUUAUGUGCGCAGUGCCAAAUGCCUGGGCAGGGACGAUGGUGGUGAUAGGAGGGAAGGGGGCAGUCACCAACCAACCUGCCCAGACCCUGAAGCUUCCUUAUUUAUCAUCUGGCCAGGUGCAACUCUGCGCCCGAACCCCCUGGGGGCGUGGUCACCCGUGAAAAACAAAAACUUUUAUUUGAUUGACUAAGAGUAAGGGGGAAAAAAACAUGAAAUAAAAUAAACAGCUUCUUUUAAGUGCUGACAGCCUUUUUAACUGACUUCACAAAAAAAUGUACAGAUAAAAAAAAAUGCGAAGAAGAUGAACCAUAUUGUACAGAUAUAUGUGACCAGCACUCCUAAGGAAAUUAUUAUUAUUAAGCAAUGAAGAGACAUUGAACAACGCUGUACUAUAAUACAUUUUCCGUAAUGAUAUGAAACUGAUGAAAGAGACUACGAUAAUAAAAAUCCUUGAUCAUUAUGUAAAAAAAAAAAAUUACAAAAAUUGUUGGGUUUCCUUUUUUCAAAUAAAAACCUAUUCAAAGA
Messenger RNA from Oncorhynchus nerka (sockeye salmon), 3535 nucleotides. Its product is annotated as gephyrin. The record is from RefSeq and is a predicted model, not a curated record. Lineage: Eukaryota; Metazoa; Chordata; Actinopteri; Salmoniformes; Salmonidae. The transcript is spliced from 22 exons. Gene Ontology annotation, cellular component: cytoplasm; postsynaptic membrane; cytosol. The coding region runs from base 44 to 2272 and encodes 742 amino acids. Gene Ontology annotation, biological process: glycine receptor clustering; gamma-aminobutyric acid receptor clustering; postsynaptic neurotransmitter receptor diffusion trapping. Gene Ontology annotation, molecular function: molybdopterin molybdotransferase activity.